UUCAGAUUAGAUAAUUUGUUUUAUAAUACAAUGGAUUACAUUACUAAUUACAAAAAAUAGUACCUAUAUUUAGUAAUGGAUUACAUUUCAAUACCAGCUGUGACAAUCUGUCUAUUUUUAUUUUUAAUUUUUGUGGGGCUUUUUAUUGCCUUUACUUGAUAGUGACAGUUGCAGAUAGACAGGAAAGGGGGGCAGUGAGAGGUGAUGACACGCAGCAAAGGGCUGCAGGUCAGAUUUGAACCCUAGGCUGCUGCAGCAAGGACUCAGCCUCAGUACAUGGGACGCCAUCUCUACCAACCGAGCUAACCAAUCUGUCUGUCUUUAAACAAAAGGGAAGUGAAACAAUGAAGGGCAGCUGUCAACAAUGACAGUCAGAUGCAGUUCAUUUUUUUACUUUAAGCCAUAUCACAUAGUGGAAUAUCAUAGUGAUAGUGUGGCAAGUGUUGGUCAAUGCUGGCAGAUGUCUUGAUGAAUAACUAAAUGAUGUGUGUUUGUGGCUUGUUACCCCGCACUUUAACCCGGUUUCCAUAUUUGACCUACAUAGAGGAGUAAGCCUACACCACAACAUAAGUAAACAUUUGAUGUGAUUGGCUAAAAUGUGUAGUUUUACUUUAAAUGCUACACUAGGUGUGUUUUGUGAGUAUCCAGGGUUGUGGGUGUGUGUAUGCACUGAGUUGUAAAAUGGGUUUCUACACAGGUGUUGGGAUAACGCAGUCAUAUGUGUAGGAGUAUCGUUCCAGGCUCUAGCUUCUUUAAAUCUCACUCUCAAUGUCAGUGACAUCACUGGAGUUUCCCUCCAACUGCUUUUUAAAAGAGUGUCACUGAGUGUCAGUCAACAAACCAGAGCGGCACCAGAAGCAGACAGAAGGCUUGACUUGAAGAGAUAAAAAUAACUAAUUCAAAACAAUGGAGGGUGAAUGCAAGGUACAGCUGGACGUCACUGCCGACACAGAAGCCAGGACAACACAGAGUGUCAAACCCAACUCAAAGCUAACCACUUCCCUGCUGGUGUUCACACUCUGCCUCGCUGCUACUGCUGCUGCUGUCCUCAUCUGUAACAGGCACGCCAAGGGCCCAGGAAAAGAUGGAGACAAUUUCAGUCACACACUGAGGCAAAUUUCACAUGUAAGAGCAGCCAUUCAUCUACAAGGAGAAUACAACCCUGACAUGAGGACCUCAGUGGAAUGGAAGAAUCAGGUGGACCAGUCCCACUCUCAAGGAGGGCUGGUACUUGACAAUAAUGAAAUUGUGAUUCCUCAAAACGGCCUCUACUUCGUUUACAGCCAAGCAUCUUUCCGGGUCAGCUGCACCACCGACGCUGAUGACGCCACCUCAAGGCCCAUGGUCCAUCUGAGCCACACUGUGAAGCGUUGGUCCCGCUCAUAUGGUAAUGAUGACGAAAGGAAGACCUACGAGACCAUCCUGCACUCUGUCCGCACUGCCUGCCAAAAGACAGCCAGCAGCGAUCCAGAUCAGGAGGGGAGCUGGUUCUCCGCUGUGUAUAUGGGGGCUGUGUUCAACCUGAGCAGAGGGGACAGACUGCAGACAGUGAUGGAGGAGAAGAUGUUGCCAUACCUGGAGGACGAGCCAGGGAAGACUUUCUUUGGUGUGUUUGCCUUGUGAGAUGGGUUAGGGUUAGGGUUAUGGUUAAGGGCAACAGUUAAAGAUAUGAAUGAAUGUACAAGAAGAAAAGCAGGCUACAUGGUGGCUCCACUGUGAAGACUGCAGCCCACUGCCCCCACCUGAACUCACACACACUGACGAAUGUUAAGUGCCCACAGAGGGUUGACACUGCACUGAACAGUCAAUGCAACGUUUAGUUUAGACUUUACAAACUGACACCCAAACUUUAUGUGGCUUCAGUAGUAAUAGUAAAGUCAUUUAAAGUUUGCUGUAGUUAUGUUAACUACAGCAGAGAACAAAAGUUAUGAAGCAAUGUAUUACCAUAGAUAAGGCUAUGGUUCUAUAAUGUUAUGUACUAUGUACUGCCAUCUUAAUGUCAAUACCUUUUGCUGUACUGCGAUGCUAAAUCUCUACUGUCUUUGACAUUUGUACGAAUAAUAUUGCUGCAUAUUUAUUGUGUCACUACAGGCAGACAGAAGUGGAUUUUAGAGAAUGUAUUUAUUCAACAUAACAUGAUCAUAUUUAUUUUAUUUAUUGAAUUAUUUAUUUGUAUGUGUAUGUUUCCAUGUGUUUUUUCUAAUGAAAGCCAUAAAUAUUGGAUUUAUGCAUAAUUUAUGAAAUUAUUUAUUGAUUCUUUGAUGAACUGUUUGUCAAUGUGAUUUUUUAAAAUUGAUUUUAGUGCCUUUGGCACUGUAAAACUGUUUGAAUAAAACAUCCAUUUGAAAAGA
Messenger RNA from Dicentrarchus labrax (European seabass), 2351 nucleotides. RefSeq names its product tumor necrosis factor a (TNF superfamily, member 2) (gene tnfa). The record is from RefSeq and is a predicted model, not a curated record. Bases 907 to 1623 code for a protein of 238 amino acids. Gene Ontology annotation, biological process: immune response. NCBI's taxonomy places the organism in Eukaryota, Metazoa, Chordata, Actinopteri, Moronidae. Gene Ontology annotation, cellular component: membrane. The transcript is spliced from 3 exons. Gene Ontology annotation, molecular function: tumor necrosis factor receptor binding.